Thamnophis sirtalis is the source of this 342-nucleotide messenger RNA. NCBI's taxonomy places the organism in Eukaryota, Metazoa, Chordata, Lepidosauria, Squamata, Natricidae. The record is from RefSeq and is a predicted model, not a curated record.
AUGGAGUGUGGAAAGAGCUUCAACUAUUCCAGUGGCUUCAUUUUCCAUAAACGGAACCACACAGGGGAGAAACCAUAUAAAUGCUUGGUAUGUGGAAAGGGCUUCAGAAGAAGCAAUUUGCUUAAAUGCCAUCAAAGGAUCCACACAGGGGAGAAACCAUACAGAUGCAUUGAGUGUGGAAAGAGGUUCAGUUACUCCAGUGGCCUCAUUUUCCAUAAACGGAGUCACACGGGAGAGAAACCAUAUAAAUGCAUGGAGUGUGGAAAGGACUUCAGUAUAAGCAGUGCCCUUACUGUCCAUAAAAGGAUGCACACAAGGGAGAAGCCAUUUAAAUGCAUGUAG